AUGGCUGACAAGAGAGACAACAGAGACCAGAGAUACAUCUGGGGAAAGGGAGGCCUCAACGGCGGUCCUACCCGAAGCCACAGCUCCGACUUCAACCACAUCGGCGCCGGGGCUAAGCUGAACAACCACCCGGAUACCCAGAGCCAGAGCCAGCAGCACGCCGUCGCCAAUCCCGCCAACCCCGCUGAUCCCCUGGCAGGCCUCGAUCAUCACCGCGUCCGCUUCGACGCGAACAACAACGAUGAUCUACCCGCCAUGAUCCAGGCCAUGCAGAACGAACAUCCGAAUGAAGGACCUUGGAAUGCCCUCCACCUGCAGCAGUAA
This is a messenger RNA of Rasamsonia emersonii CBS 393.64, 324 nucleotides long. RefSeq lists its product as uncharacterized. The record is from RefSeq and is a predicted model, not a curated record. The coding region runs from base 1 to 324 and encodes 107 amino acids. The transcript has 2 exons. NCBI's taxonomy places the organism in Eukaryota, Fungi, Ascomycota, Eurotiomycetes, Eurotiales, Trichocomaceae.